Molecule: messenger RNA, 669 nt
Organism: Arthroderma uncinatum
Lineage: Eukaryota; Fungi; Ascomycota; Eurotiomycetes; Onygenales; Arthrodermataceae
Exons: 1
Coding region: 1-669 (222 amino acids)
Biological process (GO): DNA replication, removal of RNA primer
Molecular function (GO): RNA-DNA hybrid ribonuclease activity; nucleic acid binding
Source: RefSeq, a predicted model, not a curated record
AUGAUCACUGUGAGGUGUGGAGGUUAUAGGCUCGCAAGGCCAGAACGCCAGCCACUUCCCUGCUGGAAGUAUGAGCCUCAGAGAAUCUACGGCCAAGAUGUCAGUCCGUCUCUAAUCGAGUUCCCUGUCGGGGACUUGGUUUUUACUACUCACGCCAACUCGCUAUCCCGACGGUACACCCAAUUAGAGCCAGACCUUGGCUCCAUAGUAAUCGCGGUUGACGGAGCGUGCAGCGGGAACGGAACGCCAUACCAGAAAGCAGCCGCGGGUGUGUAUGUCGGUGAAAAUUCUCAACAUAAUAUCAGCCUCCAGCUCACUCCAGAGUACGCAACGAACCAGAGAGCGGAGUUGAUUGCCGGCCUCCAUGGACUCGAUGAAGCUAAGAAUAUCAAUGAUAACGGCAUCGACGGCCAGCCACUAGCCCAAGUGAUUAUUAAGACGGAUUCUGCGUACAUGGUCAAUGGCGUGACUCAAUGGGUUGACGGGUGGGAGGCUAACGGCUACACGAACGCAAAUGGGAGGCGCGUCACCAAUUACUACCUCUUCGAAGAGCUUGCCCGCUGCAUACGUAGACUUGCAGCAUCGGGGGUGAAUGUUUAUUUCUGGCACGUUCUUAGAGAACACAACACCGAAGCCGAUCAGUUGGCAAGAAACGCAUUGACGUCCUAG